AUGACCGUCCGUAUUGAGAACUACGAUCAGUACAAGGAGGUUUUCGAGGAGAAGAAGUCGCAGCCGAUCAUUUUGUUCUUCAGUUGCCAAAGGCAGUUCCCUCAAACCCUUUCCAGGAAGUCGCACAAACGGGUGCAAAGACGCUCUAUGGGACACGCGUGAACUUUGAGCUGCGUGGCAUUUUGAAGACUGAGUCUGCUUUUGGUUAGUUCUGGUUUUGUACGUUUGCUUGUGAGAGACACUCUUUUUGGUGUUCUUUCUGUACUUUUCUUUGUUGAUUCGUUUCUUUCGUUGCUCCUCAAGCAAUAAACCUUUGUUUGAUAAUCUCUCGCGUUGUUUCUUGUGUUUUCUUGUAUUGGACCCGACACCCCUUUUUAUAAGCGGGCAACUUGGGGGCCGAACCGGUUUUUUUGAUUGUUUGCUCGUGUUUUUUCGUGCCAACGAGCAAUAGUUCGAAGAACAUUGCUCAGGCGCGAAGAGAUCAACGCGAAAAAUCGAUAACCUCGUGCGAUUGAACGAUCCGCGAGAGCAACAGGAGACAGGCCCGAAGAGAUCAACGCGAAAAAUCGAUAACCUCGUGCGAUCGAACGAUCCGCGAGAGCAACAGGAGACAGGCCCGAAGAGAUCAACGCGAAAAAUCGAUAACCUCGUGCGAUCGAACGAUCCGCGAGAGCAACAGGAAAACGCAAACUUUUGAACGAAAGUUUGCAGAGGAAAUGCCGAGCACGUACAACACGGAGCCGAGCGACCGGAUGGAAGUGGAGGAGGUGAAGGCGACGGAUUCGGAGAAGUGGAAGCUUCCGAGGGAAGUCGACGAAGGAGAGUCGAGCGUGAAUCGCGGAACUCGGACGGAGGAAUGGCUGACGGAUUGGAACGAAGUCAGCUGGAAGGAAAGAAGGAGCAGGACGAGAAGGUUCGGUCGGGUGGUCAGAGACGUUGAAGCGGUAGAGGCAGAGACGAGAAAGAGACUGCGGGAUAUGCCAAACGUCUCAGACCGGGAGAGAGAGUUUAUCGCGGAGCCGAUGAACGCGUUUUCGCGGGAACUCCAGAAACGAUUCGAGGAAAUCGGGGAGAACAAGUGGCAGCGGGAAGUGAUGCGAGUGAUGGAGUCGGCGCAGUUAGAGACCGUCGAGCAGUUGCAAGAAUUAGUCACGAGUGGGGAGGCACGGGAAAGUGAUGAAAGCAAAUGGCGGAGAAGCGCGAAGAACUCAUCGGAGUACAGGAAACUGAGAGAAGAAUAUGGCAUUUUGCAGGCAGAAAUGGCCGCGGAGACGGACAAGCUGAGCAAGGCCAUCGAUCGGUUGGAAACGGAGAAGGAGGCGUUGCGAAGACGCUUGGAGAAGGCCGAGAAGGCGGUGAAAGCCGAGAGGAAAACGGCGGAGCAGACGAAAGCCGACCUUCUGGGAUGCCAGGGUAGGCUGGACGAACUGCUGAACAGGAAACCACAGUCGAUGCAGGUGCGCUCGCGGAGGCGAGGCGAACGACCGAGAGGUUCGAGGGAGUCAUCGACGACAACAUCAAAAGGUCUGGAAAGCCGACGAGGUACGGGGCGGAAGAUAGACGGAAGCGUGGACUGGCGCGAGGAAGUCGCAGGAUGGGAGGUCGGAGACGAAAGAGAGAGCGGGAGAAGCAGGUCGGGGUCCAGGGACGAAGUAAGAGACAUGGUCCUCUGCAUGAGUCGGAUGAUGAAGGUAUCAGCCCUACCGGAGCCUAACCAGUUCGACGGGACGGGUGAUCUGGGAGAAUUCAAACGAGCCUUUCUCCUCAAAUACAAUCAUGUGGUGGAGGAUGACGAAGAGCUGAUCACCAUCUUGGAGGACAGAUUCCUGAAGGGACCAGCGAAAUCACUGUUCAAGACGCUGCAAGGACGAUUCUGCCGACCGGUGAAGGAGCUGUUCGAGGAGUUCGAGAGGAAACUGAGGAAGCGCCAGGGAGACCGCAAGACGGAGGCGCUGAACGAGUUCGACGAUCUGAGCAGGAAGCCAGGUCAGAUGAUGUGGGAGUUCUUGGUGGACGUGGAGAAGUGGUCGAGGGAAGCGUACCCGGAGGUGGGAGAGGAAACUCUGUCGCAGAUGCGCACCACGAAGCUCAUGAAAGCCGUCCGAGAGGACGAAACUCUGCACAAGUUGUUGAUCAUGCGGAGACUGGAAAUACCGUUAAGAGAACAGUACGAACAGUUGAAAGACGUCGUCCUCCAGCAGGAGAACGAGAGAUGCAGGGACAACAGGCAGAGGAUGAGCGGGUGGAAAGGGAAGGAAGACGGAUCGAGGAUGAUCACGGAGAAUGCGAGUCAACAGCAUUCGGAGAAUGGAGUAGAAGACGUGAAACCGAACGAAGAGAGCAGAGCAGAAGAGAACAAUGUGAGGUGUUUUCGCUGUGGAGGUGUUGGCCACGUGGCUAAUUACUGCACUUCAAAACCGGUCAUGUACGUUGGGUGCAGAGGAAAUGGGACAGCAGAAGGUGUGAUGAAGGAGGCCGUCGAGACGAUCAGGGUGUUGGGUCAAGCACGGAGGAUAAUCAUCGACAGCGGAGCAGUCGUAUCUGUCAUUUCGACGCGAGCGUGGGAACGUCUCAAGAAGGGAUGCAGAGGUUGGGAGAAAGAAGUGAAAGUGUUGGAGAAACCAAGCUUUUCGCUCGUGAAUGUGGAGAAGAAGAAGAUGCCUGUAGAAAAGCAGUUGCAGCUGCUGCUUGAGAUCAGAGGAAGGAAGUCGAAAGUCUUGUUCCAACUGGUGCGAAGCGAGGCGGAGAUCUUGUUGCUCGGAACGAAUGCAUUCAAGAGUGUGGGAGUGGAGUUGAAAUGGCGAGCAGAGGAGGCCGGGAAGCAUGAAGCGAAGCUGGGGAAACGAGCUGCGCGUCUGAAUAAAAUCAGGGAAUAUCACGUUGGAAACGGAAAUUCUGGCAGAGAGCGGAACCGGGAUAGAGUCGAUCGUGACGGAGGGUCGCGCGUGAUUGUGGACAAGGUGUCGCACAAAUCGCUCGGGACGCUGGCCACCGGACAACUAUCGACUGCGGAAAAGCUGGAGAAGGAGAAGGAGAUAGGAGGGAGACGGGAACCGAAGAAGACGGUCGUGCGCGAAGCAGAUCUGGUGAUCGGACCUCGUCUCAAGUUCAGUUCGCCGGCUUACUUCGACAUCAAAGCGAAGGCCGACGUGGCGUGGACGGAGAAAUACGAUUGGAAGGGCGUCGAGAAGGUGGUCAUGCUGGCGAAAUGGACGGUCGAUCCCACCGAGAACAAGAAUCGGGCGGAAAUCAUCGAGUCAAUCGCCAAAGACGUCAAGGAGCUGAUCGUGGUGCCAAUUCGGAUGGCAUGCAAGUUCAACGAAGUCGGAGGGAUAACGGAGUGGUGGAAAAAGAGGAUGCGAACAAGUACGAACGUACGGUUCGUCGACCCGCAGACGCCCGUUGGACCAAAACAACUGCCGAUGGUUGUGGUCAUCCCGGAGAAGUUCGACUCGGCGGAGAUGAUGGGUGGAUACCUCGAUUCACUCAUUCCGAGGAAUGCGGCGGUGGAGAAACUGAUGGUUGGCCGGAAGUUGGAGGUGGCCAAGAGAGCGAAUCGAUCGACAUAACGUAUGCGAUCAUCAUAUUGUUUUCGUUCUUUUAGCAUUCUAGGAUCUUUUAGGUAUUAUUUGGUAAUGUGGUAGUUUGUCUGUAAGUCCGUAGCAGAGGGACACGUGUGUCGGGAGCAGACUGUCAGUCGCCCAUGUGCUCGUACUUCAGCCGGCCCGGGGUCCGGCUUUUGUCCACGGGGGGGAAGUUGCCAAAGGCAGUUCCCUCAAACCCUUUCCAGGAAGUCGCACAAACGGGUGCAAAGACGCUCUAUGGGACACGCGUGAACUUUGAGCUGCGUGGCAUUUUGAAGACUGAGUCUGCUUUUGGUUAGUUCUGGUUUUGUACGUUUGCUUGUGAGAGACACUCUUUUUGGUGUUCUUUCUGUACUUUUCUUUGUUGAUUCGUUUCUUUCGUUGCUCCUCAAGCAAUAAACCUUUGUUUGAUAAUCUCUCGCGUUGUUUCUUGUGUUUUCUUGUAUUGGACCCGACACCCCUUUUUAUAAGCGGGCAACUCUUCACCGCCUCCUGGUAAUCAGUCAAUCAUAGUUUUCCCGCCUAAUUCAGAUAUUUUCAGGUGCGGACCGUGUCAGCACAUCUAUCCCGAGGUCGAAACCCAAUCGGCCGAGUAUUGCGACCAACUGACAUUCUUCAAAAUCGACGUGGACGAUAACGAACAAUUGGUCGAGGAGUUCGGCAUCGGCUCGAUGCCCACUUUCGUGCUGCUCAUCGACGGACAAAAGAGGGAACAGUUCAGCGGAGCGAAUGUGGAAAAGUUGAGAGACCUCGUUCAGAAAGCAAUCAACUGA
Caenorhabditis sp. 36 PRJEB53466 is the source of this 4357-nucleotide messenger RNA. Lineage: Eukaryota; Metazoa; Nematoda; Chromadorea; Rhabditida; Rhabditidae. The record is from the annotation of a GenBank genome assembly.